This is a messenger RNA of Cucurbitaria berberidis CBS 394.84, 1569 nucleotides long. RefSeq lists its product as uncharacterized. Lineage: Eukaryota; Fungi; Ascomycota; Dothideomycetes; Pleosporales; Cucurbitariaceae. The transcript is spliced from 5 exons. The record is from RefSeq and is a predicted model, not a curated record. The annotation marks the transcript as partial.
GCCUCAUCCGUCACCUUGAUCCAAGCAUCGCGUCCCCUCGUCGUCGUCCGCCUCCACGAGCUCAUACAGUACCCACAUCUCAACACUCACUGCAAAAACCUGGGACCUGAAACAAUGACUCGCAGCUCACCAACUGGCAUUCCGUCUCUUGCCGUCCAUCUAUCCCACUCCAGCAAUGCACCCGUCUCUUCCACCCCGUCCACGUCCAUGGACACGGUGAACCCGUCUACAACGUCAAUGUUCCGUCGCCUCAUCUUCUUGGUCAAUUCAUUGUCUCCGCUCCAAUAGCUUCGUGCUCCCCGGUUACUGCUCUCCGGAUUCUGAUUACACGUACUCCCAUCAACGCGUGCUUAUGACCUAAGACACGGUCACUCCCUUUACAGACUCGAAAUGGUCUCUAGAUACGGGCGGAGUACUCCUUUCCCCUCUGCAAGGCACAUUCUAGACAUGACCGCAAUUUUGAUGGCUGGCCGGAUGGCUGAGCGGCCUAGCGCUUUUGGCCUUGUUCCUUAUAUGUGCACUUUCGUGACUUUGCAGCUUGUCAUCCGUCCUCAAACGCCUCUUGGACGUUCGAUCAGAGCAUCUCUCACUCUCUCGAGUCCCCAGCUGGCAUCUGUUCUGCGACGGUCUUGUUCCGACUCUCCGCUUACAUUUGACAGUACCAUCACAACUAGUGCAGCCUCAACAACCAUCUAUACCUCCACCACACGGUUAAUAACAACAGAGACAAUCACCAAGACAGCAACUACUACUGCCCCAGCACUCCGACCAAGAGCCGCCAACAUUGCCGCUGUUGCCGAGGACAUCAUUGAAUCUGUCAUUGCCAGCGGCACUACGGACGGAGUAUCGAGCUCAAAGAACUCGCAACGUGUUCAGGCCGAAUCAGGGCUCGCGAAUGCAUGUUCUUGCAAAAUGGUGCAGCCAACAGAAACUGUGACUAGUUCGUUCGCUCUGCCUCCUGUUACUACAACCGUGGGUUUCAGGAGGGUCAUCAUAGCAAGUAAAACUGAUACUAGGGUGUUCACAGCCGUUGCAACCGUAACCAUCACAGAAGGUGACACCGCGGCCUCUAGCACAUCAUUGUCGUGGAGUCAGUCCGCUCUUAACGUGUCCAGCACAGAUUCAUCGACCAGCUCAGUCCUCUCAACCAGCGAUAUCAUCGAGACUGGCACUGCCGAUGUUGGAACGCCCACUACCACACUUUUCUCACGAUCGGUUCUGCCCACAAGUGGCUCUUUGAACUCCUCCCUCCCUGUGGUUACUGCGCUCCCAUUCAGCUGCCCGGGCGAUGCCAAUAAGCGCGUUGAUCAAAUUGUAGGCGGUGUCAAACUCGACUACCUGGUACUUUGCAACACAGAGCUCGUCACCGAAGACCGAGUAGGUAAACCGAUUGCUGUUGAAAGCGAAACGUCAUGCACUGCCCAGUGCUCACUUGUUAAUGCCCAAAGCGGCCAAGAUACAUGCCAGGGGGCCUCUUUCACACCCUAUACCGAUGGUCGCCGAGGCGGAACCUGUACUCUCAGCGGUUCAGAUGCCGUAUAUGUCGACAAGCCAGGCUCCGUUGCUAUU